GAGGUGUCACAAUCAAGAAAGAGUUUCCUUGAAUGUGCCAAGAUUGAAGAUUUCGUGCAGAAAUAAUGUUAAUCCACCAAAAACCAUCAUCUUUUUUGCUCAUUUUCUUCCUUUUCAACUACUUUCAGUUACUGGUUUGAGUGAUUCGAUUUGGGUAUUUACCCACUUGAGCUAUUUCUUGUAUUUCAUCAUCAAUGGCGGAAAUGGUUGGCCCCAGAUUGUACAGUUGCUGUAAUUGUCGAAAUCAUGUCGCCCUUCACGAUGAUGUAAUCUCUAAAGCAUUUCAGGGGAGAAAUGGUAGAGCAUUUUUGUUCUCCCAUGCAAUGAACGUCUCCAUAGGUCCGAAAGAAAACAGACACCUCAUGACUGGUCUGCACGUAGUUGCGGAUGCCUACUGCUCUGAUUGCCGAGAGGUGUUGGGUUGGAAAUAUUUACGAGCUUACGAUAGAACACAAAAAUACAAGGAAGGGAAAUUCGUUCUUGAGAAGUCGAGAAUCGUCAAAGAAAAUUGGUAGCAUCCAUCAGCACACCGGUUCUCUCCAAGCAAAUCUUUUGUUCUUGAAUAGUAUUGUUGUAUAUGAUUACAAAGUGUGUUUCUUGUUCAUCGUUCUUGAUGCAAAAACGAAAAACCUCAAGAAAUAUUGUACAACUUCAUGAAUAUUAUGUUUUUCAUGUAAAAUACUCGGUAAUUUGUUGGUGAUU
Molecule: messenger RNA, 702 nt
Organism: Cynara cardunculus var. scolymus (artichoke)
Lineage: Eukaryota; Viridiplantae; Streptophyta; Magnoliopsida; Asterales; Asteraceae
Product: protein yippee-like At4g27745
Exons: 3
Coding region: 195-515 (106 amino acids)
Source: RefSeq, a predicted model, not a curated record